Messenger RNA from Larimichthys crocea (large yellow croaker), 2330 nucleotides. It is a transcript of the gene rabep2, whose product is annotated as rabaptin, RAB GTPase binding effector protein 2. The transcript is spliced from 12 exons. Lineage: Eukaryota; Metazoa; Chordata; Actinopteri; Sciaenidae. Gene Ontology annotation, biological process: endocytosis. Gene Ontology annotation, molecular function: GTPase activator activity. Gene Ontology annotation, cellular component: intracellular membrane-bounded organelle. The coding region runs from base 307 to 1740 and encodes 477 amino acids. The record is from RefSeq and is a predicted model, not a curated record.
UGGCAGCUGCAGAAAACAGACUUACUGUACAUGGAGACUUUUCUCCGUGUUUAACCAACAUUAGAGACAAAGCUGAACAUUAUCCUCAGGGCUGAGGAAGGCGUUAGUGCACAGGAAGCAGGCUGACGUGUUUCCGCAGGCUCAGACCGGGGAAAGUUGUUUCCUGAAGUUGACACUGCGCCGAUAAUCUCCACACCAAAUCCUCCUCGGUGCUUUUUUUUUUUAUUAUUAUUUAUUUUAUAAAUAGAGCAAAAAAAUGACUCGGACAAGUUUGUCGGACUUUUUAUAGACGUCAGGUGAGCUCCGAUGUCUGGCGGGAAAAUGAGCUCCAGGAGUGAAGACGCAGACUCCAGCCUGCAGGCCCAGCUAGCCGACUACCGAGCUCAGGCCGAGCACUGGCAGGGCGUGGCGACGAUCUGCGAGCUGAGCAAACAGGAGGAACUGGCAGAGCUGCAAAAACAAUGUGAUCAAGAGAUCCAGUCUCUGCAGGAGGCUCUCAGAGAGACAGCAGCGCAGUAUGAAGCCAGAAUAGCUGUUCUUCAGUCUCAGCCUGUGGAGUGGAGGAGAGCGAGUGGACAGAACAUGAUCAGUGGAAGGCGAGCCAGGAUGGACGUAGAAGUCGGCAGUAAUGAAUCCCAAACGCAGAUCACCAACAGCCAGACGGAGGCCGAGGCGUCGCCGGACAGAAGGCACAACCAGUCGGCAGACCUGGAGGCGGCGGCGGCAGCAGAGGCAGACGGGACGCCGCUCACAGCUGAAGGGUAUUUUUCACUGCGAAACUGCGACUCGGCCUCGCUGUCGUCUUUCUCCUUAGACACGCCCUCCCUGCCCAGAAAGCUCCACGCUCAGGACGACACCGACUCGCUGGUCUCCACGGGAACUCUGGUGCCUGAAGCCAUCUACCUGCCGCCGGCUGGGCACCGGCUGGUCACGCACAGCGACUGGGACACACUCAACGCUCAGGUGUCUGAGCUGCAAGGGGAGGUGAGUCGGCUCGAGGCGGAGAAAGAGGAGCUGGAGAAAGAACUGGAUACACAAACCAAGCACACACACAAACAGGUAUCAAUGCUCCAGUGUCAGGUCCAGACUUCAGAGGCUCUCCUCCAGGAUUUGCAGAAAUCUUUUAGCCAAUCACAGAACGCAGUCCAGAGUCGGCUGGCAGAAUUAUCUUUUUCCCAGAGGAAGAUGUGCAGCGAGCUGUCCAGACUGAAAGGAGAGGAGGUGAAGGAUGAAGGACCAGAGUCCAGCUCAUCGUUCCCAGCGACGCUGCAGGGGGCGCACUGUGAGGAGCGACUGCGCAUUGAGAUUGUCAACCUGAGGGAGCAGCUGGGCAGCCGGUCAGAGGAAAACGAGGUGUUAGAAGUGCAGCUGUCCAGUCUGAAGACGGAGACGGAGAGGAUCCAGGCUCAGAAGGACCAGCUGCAGGCUGAACUGCUGGCCUGCUGCACUGAACUGGAAGCCCUGCGGGUGGCGCUCUCUCAUGUGCAGAUCAACAACAAGGCGCUCAGUAAUGACAAAGCCUCUCUGCACCAACAGUGUCUGGAGCUGCGAAGUCAAGUGAUCAGUCUGCGCUCUCAGGUCGACACCAGCCAGACUGUUCAGAGAGACUUUGUCCAGCUCUCCCAGUCGCUGCAGGUGAAGCUGGAGGUGAUCCGACAGGCCGAGACUCUCGAACAAGUCAAAGAAAUCCUGGAAGACGGAGUCAGUGAAGCUAGCUCCUCUCCUGCAGACGCCUCGUGAGUUAUCGAGUCACACUGGAACCAAAGAGAACAGACCAAGAGAAAACGGCAACAAGAGUGACCAACAAGGACCAACUAAGUAAUCGUGAUCACUGGGAUUAUCACAGCUCGCACUUUCCGAUGGAUUCUCCUACAGAGACAUCACGUUUUUGAUUGUUUCAGAGACGAUGGUGUUGACCAAAGUGAUGUUUGAUGAACCAUGGAAACACUGUAACGUUCACACUCACUCUGUUUAUUCCUCUACUAAUUAUGUAAAUGCAUCUGUAGAUAAAUCUGACACAGUGAAAACACUCCACAGUCCCAACACUUGAUUUUGCACUGUAUCAGUCAUUACUAUGCAAACUAUACGGUCAUUUCCCCGUGCAGACUUUUUCUGUGAAGAAGGACGAGUCACAGUGCAAUAAUGAAGUGAUACAAACUCUCCUAAAUUAACUUCAUCAGGGAGGGUUAUUUUUAUUGUUUUCAUUUAUUUGUCUUUAUUUUAACUCAGUCAUCAAUUAUUCCUGUUCUUACUACAACCAUACCAGCUUUUUGACUGAAAGCAGAUUUAUGAUUGUGGAUGAGAAAAGAAGUAAAAAAUAUCUGAAGAAA